AUGAACAAUUUGAGUGGUGUCAUCUCUGCUGCUAUCUCAAAUUGUUCAAGACUCACAAGACUUGAUCUCUCAAACAACAGUUUUACAGGUUCUAUUCCUGAAUCAUUCGGUAACUUAGAAUACCUUACACUUCUAGACUUGCAGGAGAAUAGUUUUUUCAGUGAUUCAGCUUUGAACUUCCUUACAUCUUUAAUAAACUUUAGGAAACUAAUUGAACUGAAUUUUUCUAAGAAUAUGUUGGAUGGGGUUUUUCCUACCUCUGUUGCAAAUUUCUUCGAAUCUCUACAAAUUUGUGAAGGACAGGAUUGUAAACUGAAGGGCAUCAUUCCUGAAGAAAUUGGUGAUCUAACUGGAGUGGCAAAUAUGAGCAUGCUAAACCUUCAAGAACUUUACCUACAAGGAAACAAGAUAAAAGGAACAAUAUCAGAUGCCAUCUGCAAUUUAAAGAAUCAUGGUGCAUUGGACUCGUCAGAAAAUCGGUUUUCUGGUUCAGUGCCAUCAUGCAUUGAAUUCAAGAUUAUCUGCAAGUUUGUGGAGCCUUCAAAAUCUCAUAGAAUUCAAUUUACAUCCAAUUUAUCAAGUGGGAUAAUUCCUCUGGAGAUUGGAAAUUUAAAAGCUGUAUCACUCAUUGAUCUAUCAAAAAAUGAUUUUUCUGGUAAGAUUCCUAUCACUAUAGGGGGUCUAGAUAAAUUGAUCAAAUUUUCUCUAGCACAAAAUAGACUAGAUGGGCCUACUCCCGAUUCAUUUAGCAAAAUGUUGAGCUUAGAAUUCUUGGAUUUGUGCUAUAAUAAUAUUAGCAGUAGUAUUCCAAAGUCAUUAGAAGCUCUUGUAUAUCUAAAAUACCUUAACAUAUCAUGCAAUAAUCUCAGUGGAGAGAUUCCCACCGGUGGUUCUUUUGCAAAUGUCACCAAUCAAUCUUUCAUGUCCAAUGACGCACUCUGUGUUGAUUCUAAAUUUCAAGUGCCACCAUGCUUCAUCAAAUCUCCCAAGAGAUCAAAGAGGAAAAAGGCAAUCUUGGCAACAACUGGAUUUGAUGAGAGCAAUUUGCUUGGGUAUGGGAGUUUCAGCGUGGUUUACAAAGGGAAACUUAAAGAUGGCACUCUUAUAGCAGCAAAGAUAUUCAAUACGCAGCUAGAUGGUGCACUUAAGAGUUCUGACACUGAAUGUGAGGCACUUCGAAAUCUUCGCCGUCUCAAUUUGACCAAAGUCAUCACUAGCUGCUCCAACCUUCAUUUCAAAGCACUGAGAUUAGAUAUAAUGAUAGAUGUAGCUUAUGCAUUAGACUAUCUCCACUCUAGCUUUUCAACACCUGUGGUGCAUUGUGAUUUGAUGCCACACAAUGUGUUGCUAGAUCAAGAAAUGGUUGGCCAUGUAAGUGAUUUUGGCAUUGCAAACUUAUUGGGGGCUUUUGUUCAAACAGGGACAAUCGGGACCAUUGGAUAUAUUGCUCCAGAGUAUGGACAAGACAGAAGGGUAUCCAUGAGCUGCGAGGUUUAUAGUUUUGGCAUCCUGAUGAUGAAAACAUUUACAAUAAUGAGACCAAGCGAUGAAAUAUUUAUCGGAGACUUGAGCAUACGAUGUUGGAUUAGUGAUUCUUUUCCAAGUGAAAUUCAUAAAGUGGUGGAUGCUAAUCUGGUACAGCCAGGAGAAGAACAAAUCGGCUUGAACAAAGAUGCAGUCUUUGUUAUAUAUCAUGGAAUUAGCUUUGAGUUGCACCUCAGUGACACCUGA
This is a messenger RNA of Lycium barbarum (goji berry), 1731 nucleotides long. RefSeq names its product receptor kinase-like protein Xa21. The transcript is spliced from 6 exons. Lineage: Eukaryota; Viridiplantae; Streptophyta; Magnoliopsida; Solanales; Solanaceae. Gene Ontology annotation, biological process: protein phosphorylation. The record is from RefSeq and is a predicted model, not a curated record. The coding region runs from base 1 to 1731 and encodes 576 amino acids. Gene Ontology annotation, molecular function: protein kinase activity; ATP binding; protein binding.